AUGUCUUCCGAGGCGAAAGGCACUCAAGCGAUACCAGUGUCGCCCAUCAAUGCCCAGCAAGAGCGACUGAACGCCUUGCUCGAGGAACAUGGAGCAACCUGGGACUCCCUCGAAGACCCUCACGACCCAUUCAACUGGUCUUUUAUGCGAAAAAUUUCCGUCGCACUCAUAGUCUCGCUGGGUCAACUCGUCACCCUCAUGUCCACCAGCAUGAUGGCCGCCGCCUUGACUAAAAUCGGAGCCGACCUUCAUCUAGGCAGCACGGCUACUCAAAUCCUUUUUUCGAUCUUUAUUUUAGGUCUCGCCUUCGCUCCUUUCUUAAUUGCUGCUCUCUCGGAGAUGUACGGACGGCGAUCGAUAUGGAUUGCCAGCAAUAUGUUCUAUAUCCUGUGGAACGCACUGUGUCCAGUCAAUUCCUCGGUCGGACUCAUGACGGUCGGUCGCUUCCUGGCAGGAUCGGGUGCCAGUGCAGGUAUUGUGCUCACGGGUCCUAUUCUGGCGGAUAUGUAUCGUCCUGAACAUCGUGGGCGCUCUCUCGCGCUGGCUACCUUCAUCCCAUACAUAGGCCCGGCUCUGGGUCCCAUAGUUGGCGGUGUUAUCUCCCAGCAUCUCCAGUGGGGCUGGUUAUUCUGGACUCUCUCCAUGUUCGAUGCAGCCAUUGUGCUGGUCGGCUUUUGCUUCUUCCCCGAAUGCUACACACCAGCACUGCUUCGGAAAAAGGCCGCCCUUCAACGCAGCGAUAUCAGUGGUGCUCCUCCAAGUAACCGAAAAUUCAUGCUAGACAAAGCCUUCUAUCAGGACCUCGGCGCCCGGCUACGCGCCAACCUGAUCCGGCCGCUUUGGCUCCUUGUCUACCGCCCAGCCAUCCAAGUCAUCGCGCUCAUCAUGGCCCUGAACUUCGCCAUCUACUGUCUCCUGCUUUCAACAUAUGCUACCCUCUGGAUCGAGCGCUACGGCGAGUCUGAGACAAUUAGCAGUCUGAAUUACAUCGCGAUCGCGGUCGGCACCAUCGGCGCCUCCCAAGCAGGCGGCAUAUUAAUGGAUUGGAUCUAUGCAUCCCUGAAAGAGCGCAACAACGGCGAAACCACUCCCGAGUUCCGCGUCCCGUUCCUCAUCCCAGCUGUGAUCCUCAUUCCCGUCGGCCUCUUUCUCUACGGCUGGUCAGCGGAAAAACGACUCCCCUGGAUCGUCGUAGACAUUGGCACGGCAAUCUUUGUCUGUGGCAGCUUUAUGCUGGCGCAGGGAAUGCUGGCUUAUCUACUCGAUGAGUUCAAGCAUGCUGCCUCGGCCAAUGCGGCAGCGCGCAUGUUGUCGAAUAUCCUCGGUUUUGUCUUUCCCAUCUUUGCGCCUAGCAUGUAUGCAUCCUUGGGGUAUGGGUGGGCGAAUAGUCUGUUGGGAUUUAUCUUCGUUGCGGUGGGGAUGCCCAUACCCGUCAUGUUGUGGUACUAUGGACCACGCUUGAGGGCUAUUGGACGGACAUAG
Molecule: messenger RNA, 1482 nt
Organism: Penicillium soppii
Lineage: Eukaryota; Fungi; Ascomycota; Eurotiomycetes; Eurotiales; Aspergillaceae
Product: MFS general substrate transporter
Exons: 3
Coding region: 1-1482 (493 amino acids)
Biological process (GO): transmembrane transport
Cellular component (GO): membrane
Molecular function (GO): transmembrane transporter activity
Source: RefSeq, a predicted model, not a curated record